CUUCACUCACUGCUGCACUUCGUCUUUCUCCUCUUCUUUACGAACGGUUUAUAGCUCACAAGUAUCCUUUGUAUCCCUUCUCUCAGGAUAUCAUGACUAGUUCUUCUUCUACUCCGGAUAUCGCCUCGCUGUCGCUCUCUUCCCGGCCAUCCCUUCAACGUUUACACGAUACUUACGAUUACGACGGCAGCGGCAGCGGUAACGGUAGACCUCAGUAUCAUUUUCAAACUUCCCCUGCUAUCGCAGGCCAGCCCCAGUACAACCCUCUCGGCAUGAGUCAGUCUCCCCUGAAGAACAAGCCUGCUCGCGGCGGCCUCCCUUCUCAAUGGCUCGAAAACCCCUCCCUUUUCAGCGACAACCGCUCUCUUUCGCCCCCCAACACCUCGGAUCUCUCGUCUGGUGGAGGCUCCCCUCCUCUCUCUAACAUGGGUACGCCUCUCAACAUGGCAGGCCUUCCCGGCCAGGCCUUCGAUGACGAGAUUAUACCCACCGCCAUCGUUAUCAAGAACAUCCCUUUUAAUGUUAAGCGCGAGACUCUCUUGGACAUCAUCGCAUCUUUGUCCAUUCCUACCCCGUAUGCCUUCAAUUACCAUCUUGACCAGUCAGGCUCUUUCCGUGGCUUGGCUUUCGCCAAUUUUAGACAGGCGUCCGAUGCUGAUGCCGUCGUUGCUGCCUUGAACGGCUUCGACGUUCAAGGCCGCAAGCUGCGUGUCGAGUACAAAAAGGUGCUCCAGGCCGGAGAGAAAGAACGCAUUGAGCGCGAGAAGGCCAUCCGCCGCAUGCGGUCUAUGCAGCUUGAGAAGGAGCAGCUAUCCGUCCAACAAGGUGUCCCGCAGCAGCACUAUGACGAUUUUGGUCCCAUCAUUGCCCCGACCUUCAGUCCUCAACGCUCCUUUUCCGCAAGCGCCGCUUCUUACCAGCCUCAACAGCAGCAGUAUUCGCCACCCAACCCGCCUCCCAUGCCAGUUCCCCAGCCCUACGGGGUGCAGACACCGCCUCCGAUGAUCCCAUCCACUCCAAGCUCUUCAAGCAAGUCAUCGGCUAACGAGCUUGAUUUGAACGACCCCUCUACCCUAGACAUCUAUUCGCGUAUUCUCUUGUUCAAGGACGAUCACAUGCGCGACGAGCUCGCAUUCUCCAGGACUUUAACCCCCAAACAGAGGAGGAUCGUGCAUCUUAUCGCUCAGAAGCUCGGAGUGUAUCACUAUUCUAUCGGCGAAGGUGAAGAACGUCAUGCGGUCGUUACCCGCAUUGACCCAGAAAAGAGACAACAGUCCUCUCACCAUCCUGGCUUGACGCGCACCCCUUCUGCAUACCUGUCUCCCACAUCGUCCUCUCCGUUGUCGCAGACUCUCCGUGCGAAGAAGUCUAUGCCAGAUAUGAAGACUCUCCAUACCCAGGCUCCGCGCCUGAACACUCGUUCUUCCAAUGGCAACAUACGCGAAGGCUAUGCGACGAUCGCAUCACCAUCGCGUCGUUCUCCAGGGGGCUUUGGUGCUCUCUUCGGUCAGUCUCUUGGUUUCGGGAGCUCCAUCCCUCCCGUCCCUAGCCUCCCCGCUAGUGUGAGCGGCAUGGUCAACAAUAACGACAGACUCGAGAGUCCCACCAGCGGUGUUGUUCGGCAGCCAAGGGGCCCUGGGGUCUCCGGCUUUGGGACCAGGCGCGAGCGUGUGGUGGUGAGCGAGAGUCAGUCUCGUGGCUUCGAGGCUCAGUCGCACCAGCCUCUGGAGAUGUGAAACGCCUGCAGUGCGGUGCGGGAUAAUGGAGAUAAGUGAUCCAAUCUAAUAGGUUUCGAAGAACGAUUGCUUGCCGACUACAUCGAUUAAUGGCUUUUCGUUCAUGAGGCUUUUCUUAUUCCUCUCAAUCGCGUCGUGAUCCCAGUCAUUCUAGUUCAUCCUACGCUGCGUUUAAAUCAUCUUGUAUAACUCUUGAAUCCGAUCGCAUCGCUUCAGCCCUGAAGAUUAACUUCCCCUCCUUUGCUUGACUCUUUUCAUGUGUUUUCUAUUUCACUCAGCCCAAUACAUUGCAGCGCAAGAUAAAAAGUCACUAGCUCUUCCUCAUUUCUUACCAACGUCUGCUCGGUUGCUCGUUAUAUAUAUAUAUCAUACCUUCAUGUCUACAUUCUCGAUAUCUAUGCUUUCUUCUCCGAUUGUGUACGACUGAAUAAUAGAGAAUUGGUGUACAUGCUUUUCCCCACU
This is a messenger RNA of Heterobasidion irregulare TC 32-1, 2198 nucleotides long. RefSeq lists its product as uncharacterized. NCBI's taxonomy places the organism in Eukaryota, Fungi, Basidiomycota, Agaricomycetes, Russulales, Bondarzewiaceae. Gene Ontology annotation, molecular function: mRNA binding. Gene Ontology annotation, cellular component: cytoplasm; nucleus. The transcript is spliced from 4 exons. Bases 93 to 1736 code for a protein of 547 amino acids. The record is from RefSeq and is a predicted model, not a curated record.